AUGGAACAUUACAGACAUUUUCUCAUGUUUAACCUAGACAAGUUUGAUGAUUGGAAAGUGCGAAUGCAGGCUCACCUGUCUGCUAUUCAUGAUGAGAUGUGGGAUGUGAUUACUGAUGGACCUAUCAAGAUCCUACAAGUAAACACCAACCGAGCCGCUGAUGAUCCAACGUCACCAGCAAUGAUACCGAAGGAUAAGUCCUUGCUGACAACCGAGGAGAGAACUCGUGCGAACCUUGACAACAUUGUCAAAGAUAUACUCUACAAGGCUUUGGAUGAGUCACUAUUCCCUCGGGUGAGAAAGUGCAAAUCGGCUAAGGACAUCUGGGACACACUCAUGCACAUAGGAGAAGGUGACGAGCAAGAAAAGGAAAACAAGUUGACUAUUGCCAUGAAAAGAUUCAAGGAUUUCAAACUUAGCACAAAAGAAUCCAUAACUGAUAUGGAAGCUCGAUUCAUGAAGUUGCUUAUGGACAUCCGAGACCUCGAUGAGGAGAAGCUUUCGCAAAAGGAGAGAAACCUAAAGAUUCUCUGA
Molecule: messenger RNA, 534 nt
Organism: Ipomoea triloba (trilobed morning glory)
Lineage: Eukaryota; Viridiplantae; Streptophyta; Magnoliopsida; Solanales; Convolvulaceae
Exons: 1
Coding region: 1-534 (177 amino acids)
Source: RefSeq, a predicted model, not a curated record